AUGGGGAAGGGCUGCAAGGUCGUGGUGUGUGGACUGCUGUCCGUGGGGAAGACGGCCAUUCUGGAGCAGCUGCUGUAUGGGAACCACACUGUUGGAAUGGAAGAUUGCGAAACCAUGGAGGAUGUGUAUAUGGCUUCGGUGGAGACGGACCGGGGGGUGAAGGAACAGCUUCACCUCUAUGACACGCGGGGCCUGCAGGAGGGCGUGGAGCUGCCCAAGCAUUACUUCUCCUUGGCCGACGGCUUUGUGCUCGUGUACAGCGUGAACAACCUUGAGUCCUUCCAGAGAGUGGAGCUUCUGAAGAAGGAGAUUGACAAGUUCAAGGACAAGAAAGAGGUUGCGAUUGUUGUGUUAGGAAACAAAAUUGACCUUUCUGAGCAGAGGCAAGUGGACGCGGAAGUGGCCCAGCAGUGGGCGAGAAGCGAGAAAGUGCGACUGUGGGAGGUGACCGUCACCGACCGGAAGACGCUGAUCGAGCCGUUCACACUGCUGGCCAGUAAGCUCUCCCAGCCCCAGAGCAAAUCCAGCUUCCCCCUGCCCGGGAGGAAAAACAAGGGGAACUCCAGCUCGGAGAACUGAGUGGCAGCUUCCCUCCUGCAUGGCCGCCGCCUCUCCAUGUCCGUGAAGAUGGAGCAGGAUGAGCCGUUACAAUGUCGAAUCGACUUUGGGUCCUCAGGGAAUCCCCAAGGAAGUCAUUUAACCACUUUGGAGGUCAUCAUUCAGUUACUUGGGCUAGACUCAUUAUUGCCUGAUACCAAGUAACAUAUUCUCAUUGUUUGAAAGCUGUCCCUGAAGUAAGCACUGUUUGUUAUUUAUGUUGUGCAGUAGAAUAAAGCUGGGGCAGUGUACAGCCCUCCAGCUGCCUUGGAAGCUGUCA
Messenger RNA from Carlito syrichta (Philippine tarsier), 877 nucleotides. It is a transcript of the gene NKIRAS1, whose product is annotated as NFKB inhibitor interacting Ras like 1. Gene Ontology annotation, biological process: canonical NF-kappaB signal transduction. The record is from RefSeq and is a predicted model, not a curated record. Gene Ontology annotation, molecular function: GTP binding; GTPase activity. The transcript has 3 exons. NCBI's taxonomy places the organism in Eukaryota, Metazoa, Chordata, Mammalia, Primates, Tarsiidae. Bases 1 to 579 code for a protein of 192 amino acids.